Molecule: messenger RNA, 5001 nt
Organism: Mytilus californianus (California mussel)
Lineage: Eukaryota; Metazoa; Mollusca; Bivalvia; Mytilida; Mytilidae
Exons: 25
Coding region: 843-3530 (895 amino acids)
Source: RefSeq, a predicted model, not a curated record
CAAUAAGAAAGUUAUUAGUGUUAUUAGCCUUUUUGAAAUUGUAACAACGUAUACUGUAUAUACCGUACAGUAUGCUGCAGUAUGCUGUUAGCUUAUUCGAAGAUGAAAUGUCUUUUCGGAAACACUCGCUUUCUUUUUGAAUUUUAACAAAUUAUACUGUAUAUACUGUACAGUGUGCUGUUAGCUUAUUUAAAGAUUAAAAGUCUUUUCGGAAACACUCUCAUUUGCUGUUUUAGAAAGAACGUGGUACUUGAACAAGAAGAAAGCUGCGGCCAUUUUAACAAAUUUGGUAGUUUUACAUUUUAAAAGUUUGAAGAUAUAAUAAUACUAUGCGCUGAUGUAGCUGAAGGCUAGGGCAAGUCAUACCUAUUGAUUGAAGAUAGUUUACUGUGAACUCAUGUGAUCCAAGGUCCAGUUAAUUUAAUACUACAUGUAUUGUUUGAAGAGCUAAUAACUACUGUGUACUGAUGUCAUGUGUUUCAAGGCCACGUUAAGUUGUUAUUACAUUUGUAUUGUUUGAAGAUAUAAUAAUACUAUGCGCUGAUGUAGCUGAAGGCUAGGGCAAGUCAUACCUAUUGAUUGAAGAUAGUUUACUGUGAACUCAUGUGAUCCAAGGUCCAGUUAAUUUAAUACUACAUGUAUUGUUUGAAGAGCUAAUAACUACUGUGUACUGAUGUCAUGUGUUUCAAGGCCACGUUAAGUUGUUAUUACAUUUGUAUUGAUUGAAGAUAGUUUACUGUGAACUCAUGUGAUCCAAGGUCCAGUUAACUUAAUACUACAUGUAUUGUACGAAGAUUUAUAACCAAGUACUGAUGUAAUUAAAGGUCCAUUCAAUUUAUAUUAUGUCUCAUAUAAAGAAAAGAAAGGUGCCAUGCACUUUUGUAGUCCAUCAAAAUGGGAAAAAGAAAACAAUAACUAAGUCAUACAAACCUUUAUCAUCAAUUGAUAAAACUGCUGGUGCCAAAAAUGAUAAAGAUGAAACUAUAAAUGCACAGGUGAUGAACAAUGAACCAGAAAGAAAUGGGGAUGUACAGCUGAACAAUGAGCAUGAAACACCUUUUACAGUUGACCCUAAAAAUAAAUAUGCUAAAGCCAAGUUCCAACGUUUAAACCAUUGGUCAGAAUUAUGCAAGAAGCUGGUGUCUGCAGCAAAAGAAAAAGAAGCAGUAUUCGAUUUUAAAUGCCAGGAUUGUGGAAUUGAAAACCUUGAUCUCUACCGAUGCAUAGAUUGUAUAUCUUGGCCAGUUAUAUGUGAAAGUUGUCUGGAAAUUAGGCAUCAAUUUCCACAUUUACAUGUUUUUGAGAAAUGGAUGCAUGGGGCAUUUAUAGGCUAUGCACCUCCAACUAAGCCUUGGAAGAGAAGACAACAUGACAUGUGUACAACUGACUACAUGAAAGAAAUAGUAGUUAUCGAUGAUAAAGGUAGACAACAUCUUAGAACAAUUCAAUUUUGUUCUUGUGAGGAGGAAGCAAUUACCUUGUUGUCAUACAAUCUGUGGCCUGCCUCACCAAAAACACCUCAUUUAGCCUUCCACAUUGAUUUACUUCGCUGGUUAAAUGGUUUAUUGCUCGAGUGCCAUGUAUCCGUGAAGGGGUUUUGUGAAGCUUUAAAAGCUAGACAACCAAAGUUGUACAAGAUGUUGGUCACAAAAGAGGGAAAAGAAAUUUAUAAGAGUUUAAUGGCAGAAACAAUUCACCAAUUUCGUCAGUUUGUAUACCAAAUGGACUAUUUAACCAAUAAUUUUCCAGAUCUAGAUGAUGGUUGUACCUGUCCAGCUUGUUUUGAGACAGAAACCAGUAUCUUUUGUUUUGAUGCAGACUUUCAGUUGGUUCGGAAAUCUUCAUCUGGUAACCACUGGCUUGAACCAAAACACAAAGAUAAUUUUUUCGUUCAACAGGAAUUGGUAGAUGAUUUCAUAAAGAAAUAUGACACUCCAAAAAUAGAAAAGGAAUGUAGCGAUUUCCAAGCAGGAAAUGACUUAAGAUCCAAAGCAAAAAACAAGAAAUUGUCGGAAACAGCAGUGUUUGGAGCUACCUGUAGACACGAUUACCCUCAGAAGUUUUUUAGUUUAAAACAUGGUGAAAAACUGGGAUAUGCUGUUUUUCUGAUAGAACUGCUUUUAAGUGCAAACAAAGACAAACACCUGCACAUCUCGUAUGACAUUGCAUGUUUGUUAAAAAGACAUCUAGAGAAAGCAGGGCGAAACGACAUUUUAGAAAAAAUUACAUUUUCUAUACCAAUUUUCCACUGCUAUGGACACAGUAUUUCAUGUCAAAUUUUGUAUGGACCUAGGAGGACAGAAAAUCAUGGUCUUACAGACGGCGAAGGUAUCGAAAGGUUAUGGUCUUAUUUGGGUGGAUUUUCUUCUAUCACAAAAGAGAUGACGCCUGAAAAUAGAACAGACCUGUUGACAGAUGGCCUUAUUUACUUCGGUCAGAAAAUCAGAGAUAAAUUAGGUUACACAUUGGUUAUGAAAUUCAAAAGAUCAAAGAAAAUUGAGGAAAACAGUGAUGUGGCCAUGAAGGAGAUUGUAUCAACUGUUCAUGACAAGGUUAUUGGAAAUGAUAAGAUUAUCCAAUGGAUUGAAGAGGAAAAGUCUUCAGUGCUACACACUCAAAACAAUGAUGCAACAAUUAAACUGAACAAGACAGAUGAAUAUAUUCUCAGUCUUCAAAGAUAUUACAGAAUUGGAUAUGAACAACUAGAUGACAAGUUCAAGGAAGAAAAAGAGAGACUAGAGAAAACCUUAUCAACAUUUGAAAAAAAGAACAAGACCUCUAGAUUGCAUCAAACUGACGAAAACUAUAAGAAGGAUGUAAAGAUUGUGAAAGAAAAACAAAAAAAAUUACAACUUGUAACCCUGAAGAAACAUGUUUCAGAGAGGCACUAUUUACUACGGUUAUUGCGCAAAUAUUCAAAAGGACAGGCUGUUUUCAUUAAACUGUCAAAACAGUUAAAGUGCAUAUCAAAAAAAAUUCACAAAUCCAUUGCAGCUUACAACAUGAUUGGGGAUUCCUCUGAAGGUUUACCAGAGCAGAUCACUUUUGAUACUGUCAAGGACAUUGACAGUGAAAUUUAUAAAUGCAUGGUAGAUUUGGAGGUUGUGUCAGAUAUUCCAAACACAAUAAAACAGGAAAUUAUUCAACUGAAAUGCCUCAUUGAUCGAGCCAUCGAAGAACAAACUUUGCUCAAGCAAGAAAUGAGGUCUGUCACUAAUUGGUACAAACAUCAGUACAAUAUUGUGAAAGUAAAACUAGGGGAACAUCGAACUGCAGGAGAAACUGCAUUCUUAAUAAAAGAAGGAAUGUACUAUGAAAUGGUUAUUAUAAGAUUAAACAGGCAGUUUUCAGAGUACAUUGGGGAAGUGUCUGUUGAAUCUCAGUUAACUGAUAGCAUAUUGACUGAUGAUCAUGAAAGGAUGCAACAAAUGUUGAAAGAAAUGGCUAUAAAGGAGGAGAUAUCAGUUGAGGACAUUGAAAGUGAUGAUGAGGAAGAGAGUAGUGAUGAAGAAGACAUGGAGGACCUCUAAAACUGUCUUUCUCUUAGCGUUCCUUCUGGGCAUACUUUUUUGGAUAUUAUAAUAAAAUUACUGUGAUUUUCUUAUUUUCAAUGUAUUUAAACAAAAAACAGCUUUAAACAAUAAGAAAAUACAAAAUUUAACAGAGGUAAAUGUGCUUGCAAAGUAUGUCGGAUGAUUCCUCAUCAAAUCAUCACUCUUUAAUGAGAAUUUCAACUUUUUAAUCUAAUUUAAAAAUGGUUAUUUAAUAUCCAAAACAUUGGAAUUCAUCUUUUAUGAUUAUAUAAAAUUUCAUUCUGGAAUCGAUAUCUACAGAAGUAUUUCUAAAAACAACUGUCUAUCUAAAAUAUUUAGUAGUAUCCUGAAUAAUAGGCUAAAAACGUUUAUGUAAGUCGGUGUUUGGUCUAUCAGUUUUGUUUCAGGAAAAAACAAAUAAUAUUCAACACUUUUUUUUUAUUUUGAAAGCUUUGAUUAAUAAAUAUUUGCAUAAAAAAUAUCAAAAAAUAUAUGCAUGUUCUGUGGACUUAUAAUUUAUUCUAGGCUACAUACUAAAGUUAUUAUUUGGCUAUUAAAAGGAAUUGUUUGAAAUCUUUAAGAUGUUAGAUGCACAGAAUGUAUAUUCAUGGUAUAUAUAUUUCAAAGAUAUUAUGAUUCUGAAAAUUAAUUGUCAUGCAAAACUAUAAAGGAAAUUGAAUCUAUAGAAAUGUUAUUAAAGCAAGAAUUUCUAAAUAUUAUAAUAUGAUAUAGAAGAUGAAUUUCAUUUCUUUUUCCAAAAGAAAUAAAAAUGAAAAAAAAGUUACUUCUCUGAAAUUAUUUCUAAAAAAGCUGACUUUAUGAGUUGUACUUACAAAAAAAAGUUACAAUACAUACUCAAGCCCUCAAAUUACAAAAUUUAGGUUCCUUUUCUAAAUCAUCAAUGGAACUGAGGACAAGUGACUCUUGAUAAACUUAUUGUUAUAAGAUUUGUUGUUUGUUGUAUAUUAUGCUGUAAUUUGCAUUUUGUUUGUAACACAGCAAUAAAGAAGCUGAGUUUUUUAUACUAUACAACAACAAAGAUUAACUAAUAAUCUUAACAGUUUCAAAACAUUGUAUUGGAAAUAAAGGUUUUUGCUUAAGAUGGAGUGAAUGUGUCAGGAGCAAAAUUGAGAACUACAAAAAUUGGAUCUCAGAAGUUCAUCAACUGAUUGGUAUAAUAUUUGUUGUAUACAUGUUGUAACUUGCAUUUUGUUUUACCACAAGCUGAAUUUUAUAUUCUUAACUGCAAUACAUAUUAAUUAAUGAAAAUAAGAGUUUAAGGCUAUUGUAUUGAAAAAUUACUUUUGUUAAAGAGAGACAGAGAGAAACUGUAAGCAACGAAAUUGUUUCUUAUUGGAUGCAUAAUAAUUUUUUAUUCAAUGAGCCUUUAUGUAAACCCCAAAAAAAAACACUGUAUACAUAAAUUAAAUGUACAAUUUCUUUAAUAAAUAUAUUUACUUGCAUCAUA